UGCGCUAUAGCCCAGACUUUUCGACUUCACCCCACCUCGCACCCAUACACUCUCGAUCGCCUCGGUAUGAACCCCGUGGAGGAAGCACCGUCCCCGUCAAGGAUACCAGAGAACAACGGCAGGGAGAAAAAGGCCACCACCCCUGGACGAACAUGGAGGCGAUUUUUUGGCGAGAGUUCCACGGGCAACCAGGCGUCUGACCAGGAAGCUUCCUACCGCCCCAAAUCGACCCUGGGGAUUCUGAGUGAUAAGCACACCGAUGAAGUACCUGGAACGGUCCUUCUUCUAUCGUCUUAUCGCAAUGAGCCUCUGGGAAUGCGGCAUCAGCCGCAGCGCAUGUCAGCCUCAUCUCUGCCCAUCAGCAACCCCAGCUCCCGGUCAUCAUCAAGGAAUGCAGGCCCUCGACAAAAGCGUACAGCAGAUGGGGAAAUUGUUUUGAAUCCCCAGCCAGAUGAUUCAGCUAAUGACCCUCUGAAUUGGCCUAUGUGGCAACGAGAUGCGGCGCUGUUGUCGCUAGGCUUCUAUUGUCUUAUAGGAGGAGGUAUGACCACCAUCUUAGCCGCAGGAUUCAGCGAGGUUGCAGCGACCUACAAUGUUACCCAACAGCAGGUCGCAUUUACAACAGGCUUGUAUAUGUUGGGUCUCGGCGUAGGAUCCGUGAUCAUGUCACCCACUGCGAUUCUUUUUGGGAAACGUCCAGUGUAUCUGUUGAGUGCUACACUUUUUAUUAUAUCGGGCGUUUGGUGUGCGCUCUCGCCCAACUACCCUAGCUUGGUUGUUGCUCGCGUCUUUCAGGGUAUUGCUGUGAGUCCUGUCGAAUGCCUACCAUCAGCGACCAUCGCAGAGAUCUACUUCUUGCAUGAAAGAGCCUAUCGAGUGGGUAUCUACACCUUACUUCUUCUGGGUGGUAAGAACCUUGUUCCGUUGGCUAGUGCUGCUGUCAUUGGAAGCCUUGGGUGGCGCUGGGUGUUUUGGAUUGUCGCCAUCAUCGUUGGAGCAUUCCUAGUGCUGCUUUUCCUUUUCGUUCCAGAGACUUUUUGGGACAGAACGCCCCGUCCUCGACGCCCCCAUAGACGUCCAGCCCACCCCCACCGAACCGUUUCAGAUUUAGUCACCCAAGGAUUGAAGGGGCGUCGACCAGAGAAGCACAUGGAAGAGCUGCCUGAUCCAACGGACGAAGAGGGUCCCGAGGUCAUCAAAAAGCCAAGAAACGCCAAUGUCCAUUUUGGGUUUGCAAAUGACCCCGACAUUGUUGAGGAGAAGUAUGCUGGGGCAGAUGAAGUAGGCCCAUCGGGUCCCAAGAACGAGGAGCCUACUGAGUUAGACGGAGCUCCCGCCAGCGACUUACACCCUGUAACGAGCGCAAAUGAGAGCGCAAAUGAUACAAUCCAGCCCGUGCAGACUGAGAUAGAUGACUCUUUCCAAAGAUCCGCUUCUCUGGAAGCUGCCCGGCGUACAACUCUUUCUCCCGCUCGAAGCGAGUCACUCGAGCCUGGAACGCCGCAGAGUUCCACCCUACAGUACACCAAUCGACUACGCGAACGCCCAAAGGUCCCCUACCUGUCACUACUCAGGGUUUGGAAUGGGCGGAUUGUACAAGACAACUGGCUGAAAGUCGCGGUCCGACCGUUCGUACUUUUCGCCUAUCCCUCUGUUCUUUGGUCCGCCGUUGUCUAUGCCCUUUCUGUUGGAUGGCUGAUUGUGAUCUCCGAGUCGGUGUCAAAGAUCUACGAAAGUCAGGAGGUAUAUGGGUUCACUGCAUUACAGACUGGUCUCAUCUACAUAUCCCCGUUUGUGGGAGGACUCCUGGGAACUGCGGUCGCCGGUAAAGUAUCUGAUAUCGUUGUACGAUACCUCACGCGGCGGAACGGCGGCAUCUAUGAGCCUGAGUUCCGCUUGGUGAUGGCCAUUCCGAUUGCAUUGUCCACUGUCAUUGGGUUGAUGGGGUUCGGAUGGAGUGCACAGCUCAAGGAUGCGUGGAUCGUGCCAACCAUUUUUUUCGGACUGGUAUCCUUUGGGUGUUGUCUGGGAAGCACGACGGCCAUUACAUUCUGCGUGGACAGCUACCGAAUGUAUUCCGGCGAGGCGCUCGUGACAUUGAACUUUAGCAAGAAUAUUCUGCACGGCCUCGUUUUUUCGCUCUUCAUUGUUGAUUGGUUGGAGGCAGACGGGUUCCGUACGGUCUACUUGGCCAUCGGGGGCAUCCAGCUAUUUUUGUUGUCGAUGAGCAUCCCCAUGUACAUCUAUGGCAAGCGAGCUCGAAUGUGGACUGUUCGGAAACGCCUGAUGGAAAGCUUUUGA
Molecule: messenger RNA, 2301 nt
Organism: Penicillium chermesinum
Lineage: Eukaryota; Fungi; Ascomycota; Eurotiomycetes; Eurotiales; Aspergillaceae
Product: putative MFS transporter
Exons: 3
Biological process (GO): transmembrane transport
Molecular function (GO): transmembrane transporter activity
Source: RefSeq, a predicted model, not a curated record